Arachis duranensis is the source of this 1668-nucleotide messenger RNA. RefSeq names its product protein NRT1/ PTR FAMILY 8.2. Gene Ontology annotation, biological process: transmembrane transport. NCBI's taxonomy places the organism in Eukaryota, Viridiplantae, Streptophyta, Magnoliopsida, Fabales, Fabaceae. Gene Ontology annotation, cellular component: membrane. The record is from RefSeq and is a predicted model, not a curated record. The transcript has 4 exons. Bases 1 to 1668 code for a protein of 555 amino acids. Gene Ontology annotation, molecular function: transmembrane transporter activity.
AUGGAAUGGAGUAGUGAUCUUGUAAGCAACAGUCGCGUGGAUGUGCAGGGUAGGAUCGCCAACAAGCGAACAACGGGAGGAUGGAAGGCGUCACCCUUUAUCAUAGUGAACGAGGUGGUGGAGAGGUUGGCGUUUUUCGCAGUAGGAGUGAAUAUGGUGAAUUACUUUAUUUCAGUAAUGCAUCAGUCGCUUCCAGACGCAGCUUCGCACGCCUCCCAGUGGGCUGGCGCUGCUUAUGUCUUUACGCUUCUCGGAGCCUUCCUUGCUGACGCUUAUUUCGGUCGCUUUCGGACUAUCCUCAUCUUCUCCUCCAGCUAUGCCAUUGGUAUGGUUAUGCUGACACUCUCAGCUUCACUAAGCAAUCUGCACCCACAGCAACACAAAGAAGCAACCAAAGACCAAAAUGCAUUCCUGUACGGUGCAUUGGCCCUCAUUGCACUGGGCACAGGUGGAAUCAAGCCAUGUGUCUCUUCCUUCGGCGCCGACCAAUUCGACGAGGGAGACGACAAAGAAGUUGUACACAAGUCUGCAUUCUUCAACUGGUUCUUCUUCGCCAUCAACACUGGCGCUCUCUUUGGAAUCACUGUACCAGUUUAUGUGCAGGAGCAGGUAGGGUGGUCUUGGGGCUUUGGAAUACCCACCAUCUUCAUGUUUUGCUCCAUUCUUAUCCUACUUCUUGGUGUCCGUUACUACCGUUUUCAAAAACCUAUGGGAAGCCCCUUCACUAGGUUUCUACAAGUCAUGGUAGCCUCCUUCAGGAACCAUCUUAAAGGAGUCAAACUAGGUAUUGAUACUCCUCUUUAUGAGGUCCAAACCCCAAACUCUAACAUCGUUGGUGCUAGUAAGCUACCGCACACUCAACAAUACAGUUUUCUUGACAAGGCUGCAGUGAUAGUGGACCCAGAAGGGACAAACAGAAGAAACAGAUGGGAGAUAUGCACAGUGACACAGGUGGAAGAGUUCAAAUCAUUCAUCAGAGUCCUUCCAGUGUGGGCAUCCACCAUUGCUCUAGCUCUGACUUAUUCUCAACAGUCAACCUUCUUCAUAAGCCAAGCAAACAUAAGCAACCGAAACCUGAGCAGCAAAUUCAUUAUCCCUGCAGGUUCUGUGCCGGUAUUCGCCGCCAUCAACGCAGUGAUAGUGGUCCCAAUCUACGAGAAGUUGGUAGUCCCAUUCCUCAGGAAGCGCACAGGGCAUCCACGUGGCCUCACAUCGCUGCAACGAAUGGGAGUGGGACUCUUCAUAUCGAUCUUUGCCAUGGCUUCAGCUGCAUUAGUGGAAAAGAAAAGACGCGAGCACUACCCCGAAAGGAAUAGCAUUAGCGUGUUCUGGUUGUUCCCUCAGUACUUCAUGAUUGGGUGUGCAGAGGUAUUCACUUACGUGGGGCAGUUGGAGUUCUUCUACGACGAAGCGACGGAUGGGACUAGAAGCAUUAGCAGUGCAAUGUUUCUGUGCGAGUUUGGGAUCGGAAGCUGGUUGAACAGUGUGUUGGUGCAGAUCAUUGAAGGUGCCACUGGUGGAGGAAACAGAGGGUGGUUGAGGAACGAUCUUAAUGCGAGUAGAUUGGAUUACUUUUAUUGGAUCGUAACUGCUUUCAAUGCUCUCAACUUCAUCGUCUACGUAUUCGUCGCCUAUUCUUACAAAGGGAAAGGGAAACCACGUACCUAG